GAAGCUCAACGCCCAAACUAGGUCGUAUCACAUUAAGUUUUAUAAUGGCUAAUAGCAAAAUAAACUCAGCUUUCGAACUGUUACUGAAUGAAGCCAACGAUUUGUGCAUUGGAACUGAAGUGCUCGAAGUAUUCAAUAUACCUAAACCAAUAGAAUUUGCUCGCGAAUACUAUGCCAAACAACGACCUGUUGUCUUCAGAAAUGUGCUUUCCUCGUGGAAAGCUUUGCAAAAAUGGAAUGGCGAUUAUUUCAGAGAACAUUUGGGCCAAAAGUUAGUCGAUGUAGCUGUAACACCAAAUGGUUAUGCUGAUGGUUUAGCUACCCGUCAUCAAGACAACAAGGAAUAUUUUGUUUUACCAUUAGAGGAGCAAAUUACAAUGGAAUCAUUUUUAGAUCAUUUGGACGAUGCAAUGGGAGCUGUUUACUAUAUACAAAAACAAAAUUCCAAUUUGUCCCUAGAUUUUCCUGAGCUAACGGAAGAUAUUGACACCUCCCUGCUGGAUUUUGCACAACAUUGUUUUAAUAAACCUCCAGAUGCCGUCAAUUUUUGGAUGGGCGAUGAAAAGGCCAUAACUUCUAUGCACAAGGAUCCCUAUGAUAAUUUGUAUUGUGUGAUUUCUGGUCACAAGGAUUUUAUAUUGUUUCCGCCCCACUGUCUGCCGUGGAUACCUAAGCGACUGUACUCAACAGGGGUAUAUAAACGAAAUGACGAGACGAAAAAAUAUUACAUUGAACCACUGUUGCAAACACAUUAUAAUGAAAACAAUGAUGUGAUUUCAUACGGCCCUGAGCCUCUACUAACAGAAUGGAUAAGUAUUGAUCCCUUAUCGCCUGACUUGGAAAAGUAUCCACAGUAUUCGAAAAUACAACCCUUGCAUGUGCGAGUUAAUGCUGGAGAUUUGCUGUUUUUACCAAAUUAUUGGUAUCAUCAUGUGCGCCAAAGUCAUAAGUGUAUUGCUGUGAAUUUCUGGUAUGACAUGGAAUAUGACAGUCGUUAUUGUUAUUACCGAAUGUUGGAAGAUUUAGCAGCAUCCAAAGCUACCGGGUGAAUGUAGUCCUUGGAGAACGACCGCCUCCCAUUGCACCAAUUACGUUCCAGCAGAUGCAGCCUCCUCAACUCCGAAAGAGUUUGGAUUGAUGCCGGCGUGCAAGAUGUAUGUCCCGAUUGUGACUAGAGACCACACGAUACACGUCACCUGUAUAACUUGCCCAUCCAGACUCACUCAACUCAGAUCAGCCUGGACGCACCCCAUCUUAGUCGCAGAGUUCCUGGAUCUUGACACUCAAUAGAAUCAAACAGACGAAAGAUAGAACACAACAAACUGCUACAACAACAACAUAAACAGAUUUGAACAGUACCUGGCAAGUCUGUUGAAAGUCGUUACAAACACUCCAUGCAAAUUUCAGCCAAACCGGAAAAAAACUGAGGCUUCUAGUGACUCAAGAAGUAUAACUUUAUAUGACAGUUAUCCAAUUCCAUCGUAUGGUGGUUAAAGAACCUACUUUGUCAUUCCAACAUCCGUUAAAGGUAGUGAGCUAAAAUGUGCCACGAGUUCACCUGUAGAACGAUAAAAAAAUAGGUUGGGGCGUCGAGUUAGUAGUUCAUAACCCGGAAAAGUAUGGAAAUCUUGAACAAAUUACUAUGAAAAAACAAUCCCAUGUCAGCCGGUUGUACGUACCGGAUUGACCCGAUGGAGUCUUUCAUCGACAAGGGCUACCGCCUCAGUGUACAACACACUACUACUACAACAAUCCUCCCUAUGUUGACGACUCCCGCAAACGUUUAAAGGACCAUGAUUUGCGUAUCUGCACCUGUAAUGUCCGCAGUCUUUAUAGAGAGGGUGUAUUGGAUGUAUUGGAGAAAUACAGGGCAGACAUUACUGCCGUACAGGAAUUGCAAUGGCUCGGAAAGGCCUCCACUACAACACCGAGACGUGAUAUUAUAACUGCCAUGAAACGAGGCAUGAAUUCCGCUAUGGACUUGUGGUUAGUCGUCUGGUUUAUUCCCGUGGAUGAGAGGCUAGCCAAAAUCUACAUAAAAGCCAAAUUCUUCACCAUCAGCCUUUUUUGUGCCCAUGCCCCGACGGAAAACAAGGACGAACAGACCAAGGAAAUUUUCUACGAGCGCCUAGAAUGAGAAUAUGACCGCUGUCUGUCCCUUGAUAUUAAAAUCGUUCUGGGAGAUUUUAAUGCGAAAAUUGGGAAGGAAAAUAUCUUUGGCCUAGUAGUCGGAAAAUUUAGCCUGCACGGAGUAACAUCCGAUAAUGGAUUGAGGCUAAUAGACUUCGCCGCGGCAAAUAACAAGGUUUCCUUCAUAGAAGGUUUCACACGGCCUCUAGAUGUCACCUGAUCAAGACACGAGAAACCAAAUAGAUCAUGUUGAGAUAGAUGGAAAGCAUUCAACCCCCUUGUUAGAUGUACGACCGAUCCGAGGGGCGAACAUCGAUUCGGAUUAUUUACUUGUUGCAGGAAAGGUUUACACACGUGUUAGUGUGGCCAGAAAGGUAUGAUCUGACACUGCACAGGAGCUGGACAUCGGAAAACUGCGAACACAACAGGAGGCAACGACAUUCUCCACUCGGCUGACCCAAUUGCAUGCUCGCUGUCUCCAAUCCCACGGCAGCCGGUUGUACGUAAAGAAUUGACCCGAUGGAUUCGUUCAUCGGCAAGGGCUGCCGCCUCAGUGUACAGCACACUACUACAACAACAUUUCGCUGUUCCGAAAGUAUAGCAGCGCAAUGGCAAACCAUUGCGAAAAUCGAUAGCUUUAAUACAGGCACAUCCUCCUACAGAGACAAAGAAGAAAAUCUGCUAUAACCUCAGCAUACUAUGUGCCGUACACAAGAAAAGGGACAAGGUGGUAUAUGCCAACUACAGAGAAAUAAGUCUCCUCUCAAUCGCAUUCGAGAAACUAUCGAGCGUACUAUUUUAAAGAUUAAAAACUAAAGUCAAUGAGAUAAUUGGGCCCUAUCAAUGCGGCUUUAAACCUGGUAAAUCCACCCUAGACCAUAUAUUCAUACUGCGGCAAAUCCUGGAAAAGACCCGAGAAGGACAAAUCAACACCUACAAUCCUUUCGUUAACUACAAAGCCCCCUUCGACAGCCCUCAAAAGGUACUUGAAGCCAUAUCUGAGUUUGGUAUCCCUGUAGAACUGAUACGACUUUGCAGAAUGACGCAUGCUGAUAAGCAUGCUCCGAACCUUUCAAUACCAAACGAGGUUUCAGACAGGGAGAUAGCCUAUCGUGUGAUCUCUUUAACAUGCUUCUGGAAAAGAUUAUACGAUAUGCAGGAGUGAAUAGGCAUUGUACACUAACCACAAGAGAACAUAUGCUACUCGCGUGCCGACGACAUCGAUAUUAUGGGUCGGUCAACGGAGGAAGCAAACGAAGCCUUUAAAAGUAUAGAAAGGGAAUCAACGAUAAUUGAUUUGGCAGUAACUUGAGAUAAGACAAAAUGGAUGAUAUCAACUCCCACAAAUCCUUGAAAACCCGGUCAGAUAAAGAGUAGCCAUUCAUUCAUCAAGUGAUUUAUUUUUUUGUUUUAAUUCUUUUUGUUUUUCAUGUAGUUUAUUAUUAGUAUUAUUAUUGAUUUUCCAUUUAAGCUGUCUCAACUGAGUAGUUUUUCAUCCAUUAUUAAAUAUUUAUACUCAUGCAAAUAUUUUAAAAAUGUUAAACUAAAUGUAUCU
Stomoxys calcitrans (stable fly) is the source of this 3685-nucleotide messenger RNA. It is a transcript of the gene JMJD7, whose product is annotated as bifunctional peptidase and (3S)-lysyl hydroxylase Jmjd7. Bases 45 to 1049 code for a protein of 334 amino acids. The transcript has 3 exons. The record is from RefSeq and is a predicted model, not a curated record. Gene Ontology annotation, molecular function: 2-oxoglutarate-dependent dioxygenase activity. NCBI's taxonomy places the organism in Eukaryota, Metazoa, Arthropoda, Insecta, Diptera, Muscidae.